UGAUCGAACGCCUCCAAUGGCCUUGUCCCAGAUGACAAGGCUAUAGCCCAUGGGCCAUGGUCGCCGAGCCUUCCACACCCGCCGCCGCCUUCGCCGGCGACGCAAACUUCACCGAGCCAUGGAGCGCGCAGGUGCGGACCCUGACGCGCCUCAGGCGGCACCGAGAGGCGCUGGCCCUCCUACGCCACGGCGACCCGUCGCCACCGCCGCACGCCCUGGCGCUGCCGUCCGCGGCAAUCUCCUGCGCCGCGCUGUCCCUCUCCUCCGGCAUCUCCCAGAUACACGCCCUCGCCGCGAAGCGCGGCUUGCUCCCUGCCGCCGACGCCUACCUCCUUUCCGCGCUGCUCACCUCCUACUCCCGCAUCGGCCGCCUCCCGCUCGCCCACCAGCUUCUCGACGAAAUGCCUCUUGAGUCCACGCCCCACACCACGCUCCGCACCGCGUUCAACUCCGUCAUCUCCGGCUGCGCGCUCCACGCCCUGCCGGCCGCCUGCUUCACCGUCUUCCGCCGCAUGCGCGCCGCCUCGGUCCGCUUUGACGCCGUCACCCUGCUCGCGCUUGUCCCCGCCGCGCCUCUGAGCGCCGUGCCGCAGGUCCACGCUCUCGCGGCCCGAGCCGGGCUCGCUGCCGAGACUUCCGUGGCCAACUGCCUCAUAUCCACCUACGCGCGAGGCGGCGCGGCCGGCGCCGCCCUCGCCCGGCGGGUUUUCGAUGAGAUGCCGCUGGCCUCGCGCGACCUCGUGUCGUGGAACGCCGUGCUCUCGGCGCACGCGCAGAACGGCCUGGCUGUCGACGCCCUCGAGCUCUACCGCCGCAUGCGUGGCCCGGACGGCGGCGGGGUUGAACCUGACGCCGUGACGCUCGUCGGCGUGCUCUCCUCCUGCGCGCACCAGGGCGCGCGUGGCAUGGGCUUCGACAUCGAGCGCUACGUACGCGAGAGGCUCCCCAGCUUUCGCACCAACGUGCAGCUGUGCAACGCGCUGAUCAACUUUCACGCGCGCUGCGGCAGUCUGCCCCGGGCGCAGCGGCUGUUCGACGAAAUGCUCAGGAGGAGCAUCGUGUCGUGGACAGCGCUGAUCACUGGGUACGGCAUGCACGGACACGGUGACAUCGCCGUCAGCCUCUUCGAAAGGAUGGUGUCGGAAGGCAUCCGCCCAGACAACGUCGCUAUGGUUGGCCUCCUGUCAGCAUGCAGCCACGCCGGGAUGUACGACGAGGGGCGCAGGUAUUUCUCAACAAUGGAAAGCGCUUACAAAUUGCAACCAACUCUGGAGCACUACACAUGCAUGGUCGAUCUCCUUGGACGGGCUGGGCGACUGGAAGAAGCACGAGAGCUCAUCUCGUCGAUGCCCAUGCCAGCUGACGGCGCAGUCUGGGGUGCCCUUCUUGGAGCGUGCAAGAUACACAGGAACGCGGAGUUAGGGGAAGAGGCCUUUGAGCACAUCAUCGAGCUGGAGCCGAGAAAUGCAGGCUACUACGUGCUCAUGUCGAACAUAUACACCGACACAGGGCAGCUGGAUGGCGUCGCGAGGGUGCGGGCGAUGAUGAGGGAGCGCGGGCUCAAGAAGGAGCCUGGGUGCAGCUACAUAGAGCACAAGGGGCGGGUGCAUCUCUUCAUGGCCGACGACCAUUCGCACCCGCAGGCAAAGAGGAUCUACGAGCUUGUGAUCAGGCUGGAGCAGAUGGUCAAGGAGAAGCCGGGAGCCAGGGAGAGCGGGGCAGCCGGGGGUGGUGAGAAGAAAGUGGCUGUGCAGCCAUUGAUCGGGUUUCACAGCGAGAAGUUGGCUGUAGCAUUUGGGUUGCUGAACACCGAGGCCGGCAGUGAGAUCGUGGUUAUCAAGAACCUCAGAGUGUGUGGGGACUGCCACUCGUUCUUGAAGGCGGUUUCAGGGAUUGCCAACCGGGCGUUCCUGGUCAGGGACGCCAGCCGCUUCCAUCAGUUCAAGGGCGGAGUCUGCUCCUGCAAAGAUUACUGGUGAAGGACUUGGUAAUCGCUGUGCGAAGUCAUUAUCUGCCAAACAUCAGAUACCGAGUUACCGGCGCCCAUAGUGUAUGGGCGACAACCAGCAGAACAAGGGGCUACUUUGAAUGUGCCGAUACAGGAGUCGCUGCUCCUUGCUAACUCCAAAUCUCCAAUGGAAGAAUCUGGGGAGCGCAACACUGAUAAGAGAAGUAAUUUGUAAUCGCUGCACCAUCAAACCGUUGGAAAAGGAAAGAUUUGCACCGAGUUGACAGUGCAAGGCACUUUCGCUCGAAGACCAUCCAGGGUGUCCAGCCAAACUCUCCUUGCAAAGCAUGCGGAAUUGAUGUGGAUACUUGAGAUCGCAUACUGUACUGAGUCUGUGACACUGAAGCGCAGAAUUUGCACAGCUACACGGAAAGGCUGCAUUCACAAAGUCCGGGACGAGAUCUAGUCUGCAUUCAAACAACAUAAAAUACUAUUUAGAAGAGCUAAGGCUAAAGUUUAGUGGUAGCUAAAUUUCAGCUGGCUAAAAAUAGUCAUGUCCUGUUUGGAUAUAUAGGCUAAAUUUUAGCUUUUCUGAAUCUUAGCUAUGAUACAAUAAAAAUCCAUUUUGCCCCCCACACAAAGCAUGGGGAGAUGAGGAUAGAUAAGGUUUG
This is a messenger RNA of Panicum hallii, 2619 nucleotides long. Its product is annotated as putative pentatricopeptide repeat-containing protein At3g11460, mitochondrial. The record is from RefSeq and is a predicted model, not a curated record. NCBI's taxonomy places the organism in Eukaryota, Viridiplantae, Streptophyta, Magnoliopsida, Poales, Poaceae. The transcript has a single exon. Bases 57 to 1979 code for a protein of 640 amino acids. Gene Ontology annotation, biological process: RNA modification. Gene Ontology annotation, molecular function: RNA binding; zinc ion binding; protein binding.